GUGAGCUUCGCUUCCACCCACGAAAUCUCGCUUCUUGACUUCAAGCAAAGCAUGGCCCCCCCUUAUAUGGAAAGAGAAGCAUCUUUUUAACCCCUCUUCCUCUGUCUCUGCUGCGCUCUAUGGCUAGCCUCUCAUGCCGGACGAGACGCUCUGAAGAAGACACCUCGAAACUCAAAUCUUUUUUGCUCGCCUUCCUCUAAAAUCUUCAUCUUUUCUUUGCUUUCUUCUGUCCUCUGAUCCACCGCCUUUCUCUUGUAGUUAUUGUUUGUGUUGCUCCUUCAGCAGUUUUCCCUGUUUCCAUAUCUCUUCUGCUGUUCCCACAGGUUUGAACCCAUCAGAGCGCACACCCAGUUGGGCUUGGUGAUGGGAAUAGUUUCUUGAUCGGGCACCCAGAUUCAGCGGAUCAACUUAGGAUUUGAACGAUGCGAAAAGCAGUUGUUUCUUCACCCUCAUAAGGAAAACGAAAUAUUUCAAGACUGGGUAUUUGGUCCUGCUAAAUUGUCCAAUGGGUAGAGUCAGAGGUAAAGGGAAGAAGCAGACGCUAGUGACUCGUGAAGAUCCUGGGAGCGGCGAAGAAGAAAAAAUUCCGACAAUUAGAAAACGCGGAAGGCCACAUAAGCCAGUGAAGGAUGAAGUUGAAGACAACGGUCAUGAAACUGAUAAGGUAGAAGAGAUUGCUGAGCUCACCAAAGAUUCGCUCCCUGGGAAGGAUGUGAAAAUUGAGGCUGCCCCUGAAAAUGGAAGGAAGAGGAGGAGGUCUGCACAAGCCAAAGACACUAUAGAUUCUGUCAAAGAGGAAACUGGUAUUAAAACUAAACCAAGCGCCAAUGAUGCAGCGAAAUUCGUUGGAUACCGAACAAAUGGGAAUAGGCGAAAGAACAAGCCUCGCCGUGCUGCUGAAGCUGGGGUUGAGUGCAAGUGAGAUUAUACUUGACUUGCUAUAGUUUCUGAUCUUCUUCCCAGAUUUGAAUUUUCGAUUGCUUUCAUAUGAUUUUGUUUUAUGUUUACAAAUUCUCUUCUUCUUUUGGCCAGUUUCAUAUUUCAGAAAUGGAUAAUUUUGACUCUAAGGUUUUGAAAUGGAGAAUUCCACUGCUGCCUGUUUCAUUGAUCUAUUCUACCAUAGCUGUGCUUGAGGAGUAACUAUCAUAUUGUAGUCCUGUCAUGCACUCUGGUCUGCAACUUCAGUU
Messenger RNA from Rhodamnia argentea, 1187 nucleotides. RefSeq lists its product as uncharacterized. The record is from RefSeq and is a predicted model, not a curated record. Bases 506 to 922 code for a protein of 138 amino acids. Lineage: Eukaryota; Viridiplantae; Streptophyta; Magnoliopsida; Myrtales; Myrtaceae. The transcript has 2 exons.